AUGGAAGAAGCUAAUGAUCGCAAGAUCGAACCCGACAAUGGACACGUGAAUAAUGACGGUAAUGAGUUCUACAGUGCAGUUUUUGAUGAUUCGAAUCAAGAAGACAUCUCAUUUAAUUUUGACGAGGAUGAAGAGCCUCCACUAGAGCCUCGAUUCAAAUACGAACGAUUAGAAGGAGAGCACACUCUUCCGUUCUUGAAAACUGCCACUUUCACUUCAAUCGAUAUACAUGACAAAUUCAUUGCGAUUGGAACUGCAAGCGGACUCAUUUAUAUUCUUGAUCAUCAUGGAUACGGCAACUUCGACAGUGUUCCACCUCUCAGACCACACAGAUGCGCAGUUUCAAGAGUGAAAUUUGACGAAACGGGAUCGUACGUCUUGAGUUGUGCCAAUGAUUCGAAACUGGUUGUCUCGGGAGUCGGAAAUGAUAAAUUGUGUUGUACAGUGAACAUUACAGUAAUGCCGAAAUCCAUCGCUUUCUCCCCAGACUUCAUUAGACAACAGUCCGGUCAUUGUUUCAUAAUGGGAGAACGGAAUUUGGUUUUAUACGAGAAAACGUUUUUCCAGUACAAGGCUAACAACUUGUAUUCCGGCUCGGAAAGAGAUGGAUUCAUACAUUGCUGCUCCUGGAACGAUAAUUUCAUCGCGUUCACAAAUGACACUGGCACGAGGGUUUACGAGAGAGGUCCAGAAAGAAUUGUCACUAGUGUACAACCAUCUCACGACGUGGAUCGUGUUCGCUCAUCUCGUUCCCCUCCAAAACAUUUGUGGAUGCCAGAAAACAAUUUGGUAAUUGGUUGGGCAGAUACAGUAACCAUUCUUAAAAUCCGUGACGACGGUGGAGUACGAAAAGGAGAAGUUCAUCACAUUUUCCACGUUUCCAUGUUCAUUUGUGGAAUCUCUUACAUUCCUGAAAACGGAAUUGAGAAUGUUGAACUAUUCCUUGUGGGAUUACAGCUUGAAGGAGAGGAUUUUGAUGAUUGUGCGUCUGUCAUUUCUACAGUAACCACUUUGACAGCAAUGGAAAGCACCGCUUGCACUACUGUCUUGAAGACAUCUGUGAUUCGUCCCCUUGGAUUGAAAGACUUCGAGUUGCAGUCAGAAGAUGUCAUUGAGAGUAUCCGCCUCUCUUCGCACACUCUACCAUAUAUGAUUCAUGGACUUGGAAUUCCCUACCUUGCCACAUACUUCAUAUUGACUACGAAGCAAAUCAUCAUAGCCGUUCCAUACGGCCCGGAAGACGGAAUUCGGUGGAGACUACAAUACAAACUGUACGAUGAGGCAUUUGAAAUGGCAAAGCAUCAUGCCGAUCUUCUCGCUAAAACUGAUUUGAGUCAGAAGAACGUAGGGAGAAAAAUUAUAGAAGGGUAUUUGAGCAACAAGCAAGCAAGAGUCGCAGCUUCGUACCUACCACAUAUCUGCGGAGAUUGCAAAGAAGAAUGGGAAUGGGCAGUAGGACAGUUCCAUGACGCUAAAAUGUCGACACUCCUGGCGGACGUUCUCCCUGAUAGCUCACCAACGCUAAACUCGGAGAGUUACGAGACGGUUCUUAUUGCCUGCCUCUUCAAUAACCCAAAACAAUUCCGGAAGCUUGUGCAAACUUGGAGUCCAGAUUUGUACAAGACCAGUUUGAUAAUUGAUAAGACUCAGUGGCGUAUCCAACAAAUCAGUAGAUCAGGAGAAUCCGGUGAUGUCGACGAAGUGGAGAAGAUUUUGAUGGACACAUUGGCACAUUUGUACUUGUACGAGAGAAAGUACGAGAAUGCAUUGAAGAUUUUGAUGUCUUGUCAAGACUUUCAAAUAUUUAAUGUCAUUGACAAACACCAACUCUUUGACCUUGUCAAGGAUCAAAUCACGGAACUAAUGAACAUCAACUCGGAGCGGGCGCUUCGCCUUCUUCUGGAUAAUGCAGACUCCGUGGAACCAGCGUUUGUGAUGGAAAAAAUUGGCCGGCAACCCAAAUUGCAACUGGCUUACCUCACAAAACUAAUGAGUAGGAACGAGGGAACAGAGUUUGCAGACAAAGCUGUUCAGUUGUAUGCGGAUCAUGAUAAGAAGAAAUUGUUGCCGUUUUUGAGAAAAAACGCCAAUUAUAAUGUGAACAAGGCUAGAAGAUUGUGCUCGGAUAGAGGAUUUGUUGAAGAGACAAUCUACCUACUUGCCAAGAGUGGAAACCAUUUUGAUGCAGUCAAAAUGAUGGUCCGAGAAUACAAAAACAUCGAGAAAGUCAUUGCUUACUGCAAAGAUCAAAACGACCCUGACUUGUGGGUUCAUCUUCUUGGUGUGGUUGCAGAGUUCCCUGCUCACUUCUCACAAUUGAUCAUCGAAGCGUCCAAUUGUCUCGAUCCACUUCUGAUUAUGGAUAAACUUCCAGAUGACGCCGACAUUCCAAACUUGAGUGAAGCGUUGGAAAAACUCUUGAUGGAUUAUACUAACCACGCGGAUCUUCAAAAAUGUUGCUACGAGUCAACGUUGAAUGAUCUGAGUGUUCUCACACAAAAUCUUCUGCAAGCUUCCGAUGAAUCAGUCCCUGUCACCCUGAUGACUAGAUGUUCCCUUUGCUCACAAAUAAUCAUGGCUUCCAACCAAGAACUCGGUAGAAAGCUCACCGAUAUCAAAGUGUUCAAAUGUGGUCAUGUGUUCCAUUUGGCGUGUUCCACUUCAGAGAUCGAUCGUCGUCACUCAAUCGAAGACGGCAUUUGCAUCUCUUGCUCCGACAACUCAGAUUCUGUCAACGUGUAA
Molecule: messenger RNA, 2742 nt
Organism: Caenorhabditis remanei
Lineage: Eukaryota; Metazoa; Nematoda; Chromadorea; Rhabditida; Rhabditidae
Exons: 13
Coding region: 1-2742 (913 amino acids)
Biological process (GO): protein targeting to vacuole; cellular response to starvation; endosomal vesicle fusion
Cellular component (GO): HOPS complex; late endosome
Molecular function (GO): protein binding
Source: RefSeq, a predicted model, not a curated record